UAAUUCAAAUACUAAAAGAAAAAAAAAAAAAAAACAGAACCAAGAAACAUACCAGAAAAGAGUUGUUUCAUCAAACAAACUGAUCACAUAUCAGAAACAAGAAAGCAAGACACUAAAGAAAAUAUAUAAAGAAGAUUGAAACAUCAUCGAAAAAGAAUAGAAAAAUCUUUAAAAGACAAACUUAUCAAAAAAAAAAAAUCUUUAAAGACAAGACUUCUUCAAGAUACAUAGCAACAUGACGGACGCCCACACUGCCCGGACGAUCGUUGGAAUCAUCGGAAACGUGAUCUCUUUCGGCUUGUUCUGCUCUCCAAUACCAACGAUGAUAAAGAUAUGGAAGAUGAAGUCAGUGUCGGAGUUUAAGCCAGAUCCGUACCUAGCCACGGUUUUAAACUGCAUGAUGUGGAGUUUUUAUGGACUUCCUUUUGUCCAUCCCGAUAGUCUCCUCGUCAUUACCAUUAAUGGAACUGGUCUUUUCAUGGAACUCUUUUAUGUCACCAUCUUCUUCAUCUUCGCUACCUCAGCUAUCCGCAGAAAGAUCACAAUAGCUAUGGUGGUUGAGUUGAUAUUCAUGUCAGUGGUGAUCUUCUGCACAUUGUACUGUUUGCAUACAACAAAACAAAGAUCUAUGCUUAUUGGGAUCAUGUGCAUUGUUUUCAAUGUUGUCAUGUAUGCUUCUCCUCUAACCGUGAUGAGACUUGUGAUAAAGACAAAGAGCGUGAAGUACAUGCCGUUCUUCCUGUCACUAGCCAGCUUCAUGAACGGAGUCGUUUGGGUCAUUUAUGCAUGUCUUAAAUUCGACCCAUAUAUUUUGAUACCAAAUGGCCUUGGAUCCCUAUCCGGAUUAGCACAACUUAUAUUAUACGCAACUUACUAUAGAACAACUAACUGGAACGAUGAAGAUGGAGAUAAAGAAAAGCGGUUUACUAAUGCUGAAAUCGAGCUUGACCGAGCUUGACACUUGCAGCUAUGGAUGGUAAUGUCCAGCUUCAUCGUUAGGUUAAGAAUAAGAAUCAGAAGAGAUGCUAAUGAAGAUACAUAGAUGAAGACGAGGAAGCUCCGAAGUUGUUAGCUUUUCUUGAGUAGGAAGAAAGAAAAGGGAUUUCACUUUUUUUUCUUGUUGGUUGGAAACUAAAAUGAUAAUAAUUUUGGCAAGUUGAAUCUACGUAAUUUGUUACAGUUAUAGUAGUUUUAUUAGAUUAUUUUGCAACAUUUAUGGAAGCUACCAUAAGAAACUAGCAUGUAAUGAUUCUUGCUGCUCCUUGUGUAAUAAAAGUUUCAAUAUACUACU
Molecule: messenger RNA, 1291 nt
Organism: Brassica napus (rape)
Lineage: Eukaryota; Viridiplantae; Streptophyta; Magnoliopsida; Brassicales; Brassicaceae
Product: bidirectional sugar transporter SWEET5
Exons: 6
Coding region: 236-958 (240 amino acids)
Biological process (GO): carbohydrate transport
Cellular component (GO): membrane
Molecular function (GO): sugar transmembrane transporter activity
Source: RefSeq, a predicted model, not a curated record